Molecule: messenger RNA, 1464 nt
Organism: Rotaria sordida
Lineage: Eukaryota; Metazoa; Rotifera; Eurotatoria; Philodinida; Philodinidae
Source: the annotation of a GenBank genome assembly
AGUUUCUAAUUCUUUGAUUUAUUGAGUCAACAAAUAUCACAAUAUUUAGUUUUGCCCUUUUUGAAUUAUGUUAUGUUUUGAUUAGUAUAAUAUAUAAAACAAUUCAUUUAGAAACAAUAGAACAAUGUAACUACAAAUUUUAAUAUCAAUCAAAGGUACACUUUCGAUUUCGAUUUCACAAAUCUCUAGAUUUUACCGAAUGAAUCACUAUUUCUGAUUUGUUAUUUGAGAUUAGCCAAAUAAAAUUAAUUAUAGUCUUUUAUUCAACAAUAUAUUUUCUAAUGUCUGAUUGAUAUACAUAGUUUAUUCUGAACAUGAUAUUUUAUGUUAGUUAUAAAGAGUAUUCUAUAUGAGAAACAUAGUGAAAAAAAAACGGUGACCUAACCAAGAAGCCACUGAUGAAUAAUGGAAAAUGUUAGGCAGAAAGAACAAUGCUAUCAGCCAUUCAUUAUAGCCUAAACUUACGGGAUUAAUAGUUAUUCUUUAUUGUUCUCACGUAUGGGUCAAUGAAGACAUAUAUAAAUAGAAACAAAUAGACAUUAUGAGUUAGACAUGGAAACUUUCAAAAAUAACUUUAUUAAUAUACUUGAUUUACCCAAUGAAAUCUUAUUGAUAAUUUUCAACAAAUUGAAUAUAGUUGAUGUUCUUUAUUCACUUGUGGAUGUCAAUGAACAAUUUGAUCGAUUAGUACUUAAUCCUCUUUAUAUUCAUAAUUUUGAUUUGAGUACAAAAUCAUUGUUUGAUGAUACGUCUUCAAUAUCUGAUCAAGUUCUUGAUAGAAUUUAUAAAAAAGUUUUACCUCGAAUUCAUCAACAUAUAAAUAAACUUACUGUUGAACCACAUUCAAUAGAACAUAUUCUUCUUAAUGUUAAUUUUUAUCCUCAACUUUUCUCAUUAUCAUUUGUUAAUUUUGAAGAAGAAAUACUUUAUCAAUAUUUAACAGGUGAUUCAAUUCUUCAACGUCGUCUCAUUGAACAAAUCACGCAUCUUAGUAUUAGCAUUCGAAAUAAGAUAAAACCAAUAGUUUUUGAAAUUUUCUCAAAUGUAUUCAUAUUGAUUUUAUCUUUAUGUAAACGAUUAAUCAAUUUAAAUUUUUGUCAAUUAUUUCCUGAUCAAAUGUGGUCAUUUAAUAUUUUUGCUUUACCAUCAACAAGUUGUAUGUCUUUAACUUUAACUCAAUUGAAAAUUAAUGUCAAUACUUUUGAUGCUUGUCUUUAUCUUCUUGAUGGACGUCUCGAUAAUUUAUCGAUUUUGAUUAUUAAUAUAUUAAAAAUUUCUUGUAAAUUAUCAAAUAUAGAUAACAUGAAAAAACUUUACAAAUUGAAAUAUUUUUCAUUGAUCUCGUUUGAUGAUAUAUUGUAUUAUGAUGAUGAAAUUAUUCCAUUACUUCGUCGUAUGAUAAAUCUUGAAGAAUUGAUAUUAUCUUUGUCGUAUAAACACAACUGUUAUCAAGAAGAACAUUAA